Helianthus annuus (common sunflower) is the source of this 474-nucleotide messenger RNA. RefSeq lists its product as uncharacterized. Gene Ontology annotation, molecular function: zinc ion binding. The record is from RefSeq and is a predicted model, not a curated record. The transcript has a single exon. Lineage: Eukaryota; Viridiplantae; Streptophyta; Magnoliopsida; Asterales; Asteraceae. The coding region runs from base 1 to 474 and encodes 157 amino acids.
AUGUCUGCACCUCUUCUCUUUCAACCCCCACCACCUCCUCCACCUCGCAACCCUCACCGCCGCAACCGUCGUCCUCCCACCCGUCGGAACCGCCUCUCUCCCCACUCCAUCACCACCACCGACAACGACGGAAGCUUCGGCUUAUCCGACUCUGACGUGCUGUCGUCGUCGGCGGCGCAUGUGGACUCCGAAUGCGGUUCUUCUGGAAUCUUCUCGUAUAAUCAUAGCCGAAUUGAGUCUUCUUCGGAUAAGAUUGAUCUAGAGAGUGGUGAGUUGGAGAUGAAGGUGCAUUGUUUAGGAAAAAAUGAGAAGCUGUGUCGGAUUUGUCACCUGAAUUUUGAGAUUUACGAUGGUGAUACGGCGGAGGACGACGGUGGUGGUGAGAUUGAGUUGGGGUGUAAGUGUAAGGGGGAUCUUGGUGCUGCUCAUAAACAAUGUGCGGAAACUUGGUUUAAAAUCAAGGGGAAUCUGUAA